Molecule: messenger RNA, 710 nt
Organism: Helianthus annuus (common sunflower)
Lineage: Eukaryota; Viridiplantae; Streptophyta; Magnoliopsida; Asterales; Asteraceae
Product: 60S ribosomal protein L22-2
Exons: 3
Coding region: 163-534 (123 amino acids)
Biological process (GO): cytoplasmic translation
Cellular component (GO): ribosome
Molecular function (GO): RNA binding; structural constituent of ribosome
Source: RefSeq, a predicted model, not a curated record
AUUCCAUAUUUGUGGGCCUUGUAGCUUAAUUUCUAUGUAGUCUUUUAGGCCCAAUACACAAUCCAAACACAUAAACCCUAAAAAGCCAAUUUCCACAUUUCCCCCAAUUCCAUUUCGCCGUCUUCGAAACGAAUCCACAGAACAAACGGUUUUGAAGCGAAGAUGAGUCGAGGAGCAGUAACAAAGGGCGGGAAGAAGAAAACGGCGACGUUUGUGAUCGAUUGUGGAAAGCCGGUGGAGGAUAAGAUCAUGGAGAUUGCGUCGCUGGAGAAGUUUCUUCAGGAGAGGAUUAAGGUUGGAGGUAAAGCUGGUAAUUUAGGGGAUUCUGUUACGAUUUCUCGUGAGAAGAAUAAGAUCUCUGUUACUGCUGAUAGCAACUUCUCUAAAAGGUACCUGAAGUACUUGACAAAGAAAUACUUGAAGAAGCACAAUGUGCGAGAUUGGCUUCGUGUGAUCGCUUCCAACAAAGAGCGCAACGUUUACGAGUUAAGAUACUUCAACAUUGCCGAGAAUGAGGGUGAAGAGGAAGACUGAGCAGAGCAGGUUGUGGUUGUUUUAUGAUAUAUUUAAAGACUUGUUAUUGUUUCGACUUUUAAAUAUUAUUUUGCAGUCAAAAUUCUCGUUUAUGUGCUUUAGCCUGUUACACAUAACCCAAGUUUUGUUGCAAUGUUAAACUUCCUCAUAGUUCUAUGAGGUGCAAAUUUUUGAAA